AUGGAGCUUUCGGCAGCCGCGUGUUCUCUGGUUCUGCUAAAGGACAAGCCCCAGGCAGGUGGCCAGAGGUGGUCCCAGGACCGGGUUUGUGCUGCUGCCCGUCUGACAAAGCCCCGGGUCGGGGCUGGGCCUGUGCUUGGUGCCACCUGCCCCCGCUCAUCCAACGGCAGCAGGAGGGACAAAGUCAACGUCAUAAAACUCGUGUCCUCCACCUGUGAACCCUCCGUGGUGCUCGGGGAUGCUCUGGAAACGCUGCCUCUCUGCAAAGGGGCCUUUCUGCAGAAACGGGUCUGUUCCAGGAAAAUUUGUGUGGACCUGGGAGACGCUACCAAAAUAGCCUGGAGUCGGGACGGUUGUCCCGGCUGUGAGAGCCGAGUGCGAGUGUCUGCCGCAGCCCGGAGCGGCCGUCGCAGCCGCCGUCUUGGCUGGUUGUCGAGCGAGUGCUGCUUCCUGCGCCUUGAGAUGGUGCAGUCAAAUCCUAGGGUGGUUGAAGUUCUCAAGUCAAGGAUGUUGCAGCAAGAGCUUCGUUUAACAGUUGUGCUCCAGGCUGGGAAUGCCUGGGAAGUGCUGGAGUCUCAGCAGCUGCAGCCGGCCCCAGCAGAGGCUCGGGAGCCACAACAAGAUUCUAAUAUUUCGAUACACACCGAUAACCCAGACCUGACACCAUGUUUCCAGAAUACAAUCCUAGCGUGGAUCCCCAGCAUUUAUUUAUGGACUGCCUUACCCUUUUAUCUUCUCUACCUGAAGCACUCUAAAAGAGGAUACAUCAUACUGUCCGUGCUGAGCAGGUUCAAGACGGUGGCGGGUGUCCUGCUGUGGGGUGUGAGCUGGGCAGAUCUCUUCUACUCUUUCCAUGAGGUCCUGCAAAACAGACCCGUGCCGCCGGUCUACUUCGUCACCCCCCUGAUCGUCGGCAUCACG
This is a messenger RNA of Tinamus guttatus (white-throated tinamou), 921 nucleotides long. NCBI's taxonomy places the organism in Eukaryota, Metazoa, Chordata, Aves, Tinamiformes, Tinamidae. The record is from RefSeq and is a predicted model, not a curated record.